Molecule: messenger RNA, 375 nt
Organism: Drosophila santomea
Lineage: Eukaryota; Metazoa; Arthropoda; Insecta; Diptera; Drosophilidae
Exons: 2
Coding region: 1-375 (124 amino acids)
Source: RefSeq, a predicted model, not a curated record
AUGGUACCAAUAAGCUCGUCAAAAUUGAAUAGGAAACUGGCAAGCCGAGGCCUAACAAAAGAAGGACUACCUGCCCGAAAAUCUAUCGGUUGUCUUUUUCUCGGCAUAAUACUUGGAGUACUUUUAGCCGGAGUACUCUUUUACUCGUUGAUGAACGAAGACUGCAGGGAAAGUUCGAGGAAUAUAAUAAACAUUAUUGGACUGAAAAAUCUUCCAAAUUUAAACAAAAAUGCCACAUCGAUACUGGAUACUGCCGUAAAAAAGAUAGAAGACAAGGAUGGCGGAGCACUUACAGAAUUGAGCACAAUAGGCACACAAGAAACCCCUGAUGAAUUUAAUAAAGCCGAUAAUAGCUCAAUAGUUUCUACGCCCUAA